Molecule: messenger RNA, 357 nt
Organism: Cladophialophora psammophila CBS 110553
Lineage: Eukaryota; Fungi; Ascomycota; Eurotiomycetes; Chaetothyriales; Herpotrichiellaceae
Product: autophagy-like protein 8
Exons: 3
Coding region: 1-357 (118 amino acids)
Biological process (GO): cellular response to nitrogen starvation; macroautophagy
Cellular component (GO): cytosol; fungal-type vacuole membrane; autophagosome
Molecular function (GO): phosphatidylethanolamine binding
Source: RefSeq, a predicted model, not a curated record
AUGCGUUCCAAGUUCAAGGACGAGCAUCCUUUCGAGAAGCGCAAGGCAGAAGCUGAACGCAUUCGUCAGAAGUACGCCGAUCGCAUCCCGGUUAUCUGCGAAAAGGUCGAGAAAUCUGAUAUCGCUACCAUCGACAAGAAGAAGUACCUCGUCCCCGCAGAUCUGACCGUCGGCCAAUUCGUCUAUGUUAUUCGCAAGCGCAUCAAGCUGAGCCCAGAGAAAGCCAUCUUCAUCUUCGUCGACGAGGUCCUUCCACCCACCCAUGCCCUCAUGAGCAGCAUCUAUGACGAGCACAAGGACGAGGAUGGCUUCCUUUACAUCACUUACUCUGGCGAAAAUACCUUCGGCGACUUGUAA